UCUUGAUUCCCAUCACUUAGGCAGCAUCAAGAUGAAGAUUCCUCCAUUUCAAGGCAAAAAUGAUCCAGAUGUGUAUUUGGAGUGGGAAAAGAAGGUGGAAUUGGUGUUUGAUUGCCAUAACUAUUCUGAGGAGAAAAAGGUGAAACUAGCAGCGGUGGAAUUUACUGAUUACGCUAUGGUGUGGUGGGAUCAGCUUGUGCUUAGUCAACCUAGAAAUCGAGAGCGUCCUGGCCUUACUGAAGGGUCCAAAAGCAUUGAGGAUUAUCACAAAGAGAUGGAAAUCGCAAUGCUUUAUGUGGAAUUAGAAGAUAUGGUGCAUAUGGCGAUGAAAGUAGAACAGCAACCCAAGCGUAAAGGAGCCACCACCAGAACUGGGCAAAAUUCAGGUUCCUCAUCUUCUUGGAAACUGAAUUGGAGCAAAAAGGAAGAAAAUUCUGUUUUUAAGCCUAAAACUGCAGCAUCUAAGUCAAAAGAAGUUGGCAGCAAUGAGAAGAGUAAAACAGAUAAUAUGCAAGGCAAAAACCGAGCCAUUAAGUGUUUUCGAUGCUUGGGAAGGGGGCAUGUUGCAUCUCAAUGUGCUAAUAAGCACACGAUGAUCUUGAGAGAAGAUGGAGGAAUUGAAACAGAGGGUGAAUCUGAUGAUGACUCUAUGCCACCAUUGGAAGCUGAUGAUGGCAUGGAAUAUGCUGUUGAUGGAGAACUGCUAGUCACCAGGCGUGCUUUGAAUGUGCAAGCCAAAGAAGAUGAUGAAGUACAACGUGACAAUAUAUUUCACACGAGGUGCCAUGUCAAAAACAAGGUAUGUAGUGUGAUUAUUGAUGGUGGUAGUUGUACUAAUGUAGCUAGCACUGUUUUAGUUGAAAAGCUUAAUUUACCUACCACUAAGCAUCCAAGGCCAUAUAAGCUGCAAUGGUUAAAAGAUUGUGGAGAAAUCAAGGUAAAUAAGCAAGUUCUGGUUUCAUUCUCUAUUGGACAAUAUAAGGAUGAGGUACUUUGUGACGUGGUUCCUAUGCAUGCUGGACAUUUACUUUUAGGGAGACCAUGGCAAUAUGAUAGGAGGGUAACACAUGAUGGCUUCAAAAAUCGCUAUUCAUUUGUCAUAGAGGGGAAAACAAUUACUCUUGCACCAUUGAGUCCAAGGCAGGUUUAUGAGGAUCAACUGAGCGUAAAAAAAGAGAGUGAGGUUGAGGGUAUGAAAAACAAAGAGAAAACAGCAGAAAAAGAGUCCAAAAAGAGAGAAAAGAUUGAGAGUGUUGAAAACAAAGAGAGAAAAUCAGUGAGUGUUUACGCAAAAGAAAGUGAUGUCAAGGCUGCAUUCUUUGCAAAGCAGCCUAUGUUUGUGCUUCUGUAUAAAGAUGCUUAUUUCAACACUAACGAACUUAAUGAUUCUUUGCCUAGUGCUGUUAAAUCUCGUGCAGGACUUCAAGGACCAUAUCGAAGCAACCCUAAUGAGGCAAAAGAACUUGAAAAGCAGGCUGAAGAACUCAUGAAGAAGGGGCAUGUGAGAGAAAGCAUGAGUCCAUGUGCAGUUCCAGUGCUACUUGUGCCUAAGAAGGAUGGGACUUGGCGUAUGUGCGUGGAUUGUCGUGCUGUCAAGAAAAUCACUGUAAAGUAUUGUCACCCUAUUCCUAGAUUGGAUGACAUGUUAGAUGAACUGCAUGGUGACGAUUUGAGGACAAAUCCUUUUGAGGAGAGAGGGAAUGAUGGGAAUCAAGAUGACAGCAUAUCUACUACCUCAUGUGAUCCAUUACACACCCAAGGAGGUCCAGUCACGCAAGCUAGAGCUAAGAAGAUGCAACACCAUAGGAACAUAAUUUUUGCAAAUCCACAGAUCAGAAUCAGUGAGAUAGUGAGAUUGUCUCAUUUAGAAUUAGGAGUUCAUGUUUCAAAGGAUAAGUGUAAACUAGCAAAGGAAAGGAUUAUUAAGGAGGUGAAGGAAACUCACAUGAAGGAAUUUGCUCAGUUAAGAGGGUAUGCAGAAGAGCUGUUGAGAUUGUCCCCUCAAUCAAAUGUUCAAAUUGACAGUGAGCCACCCACAACUCCAGAGGGAAAACCUAUGUUUAAAGGAAUCUAUGUGUGUGUAGAAGGAUGUAGGAAGGGUUUUCUACUGGGCUGUAGACCAGUAAUUGGAGUAGAUGCUUGUUUCCUCAAGGGGAUGUUCAAAGAAACUCUUUUGGCAGCUGUUGCAAGGGAUGGGAACAAUCAAAUGUUCCCAAUAUCUUGGGCUGUUGUUGACUCAAAGUCUACCAGCUCAUGGACAUUUUUUUUCAGAUGCCUAGCUGAUGAUCUAUCAAAUCACACUAGGCGAGAUUUAACGUUCAUUUCGGACCAACAUCUUCUGAGAUGCAAGGCAUUCUUUGACACAUCAUGUAAAUGUGAUGUGGUGGAUAACAACAUGAAUGAGACCUUCAACAAUUGGAUAAUGGAUGCCAGGUAUAUGCCAAUCAUCCAACUGUUAGAAUAUAUAAGGGUUAAGGUGAUGGUUAGGAUGGCUAAGAACAGAGAAGAAAUCAGCAAAUGGAGAGGAGAUAUAGCACCCAGAAUUAGGAAGAAAUUAGAAGAAGCACAUAAGAUUGAAGCUGCCAAAUGCAGAUGUGAAUGGAAUGGCAGGACCCAAUAUGAUGGUUGGCAUUGGAAUGACAAAUUUGUUGUGGAUUUGAUUGGGAAAAAGUGUAGUUGUAGAGCAUGGGAUUUAACAGGAAUUCCAUGUCCUCAUGCAUCGUCUGCGAUAGGUUUAGGUAACUUCGACCCGGAUGAAUUUGUAUCAAUUUGGUACAAAAGGGUUAAGUAUGAAUGUGCAUACAAUGUACCAAUCAUGCCUUGUAAUGGUGAGAAAUUCUGGGAAAAUUAUCAUGGGGAGCCACUAAAACCACUACCAUUUAGAUGCAAGCAGGGUAGGCCGAAGGUGAAUAGGAGGAAGGGUGAUAAUGAAACCAGAAAGGUGAAGGUGGGACAGCUAGAAAAGAUGACAAAGGAAGGUGGACAAAUCACGUGCUCACUUUGCAAGCAACCUGGACACAACAAGAGGGGAUGCCCCAAAAGGGCAACUGAAAGUGAAUCUGGUCAAUUUGAUGGACUAGGAAGAAAGAAGAAGCACAGAUUUGGUGAAUACAUUAAUUCACCAGAAUUGAACCCUGUGAGUUAGCUUAACAUUCAACUAAGAGUGUGAAUUGUGUUGAUCAUUUAUUUUUUAAUACUAGAAUUUAAUUUAUGCAUGGGAGUAAAGAACUUUGGUUUAAGGUUGUAGAAGGUGUUUUCUGUAGGCAAUAUGUAAAUGCAGUAAAUGCAUGGAAACAAA
Messenger RNA from Rubroshorea leprosula, 3298 nucleotides. The record is from the annotation of a GenBank genome assembly. Lineage: Eukaryota; Viridiplantae; Streptophyta; Magnoliopsida; Malvales; Dipterocarpaceae.